Triticum aestivum (bread wheat) is the source of this 1166-nucleotide messenger RNA. Its product is annotated as ethylene-responsive transcription factor ERF071. NCBI's taxonomy places the organism in Eukaryota, Viridiplantae, Streptophyta, Magnoliopsida, Poales, Poaceae. The transcript has 2 exons. The coding region runs from base 348 to 953 and encodes 201 amino acids. Gene Ontology annotation, molecular function: DNA-binding transcription factor activity; DNA binding. The record is from RefSeq and is a predicted model, not a curated record. Gene Ontology annotation, biological process: regulation of DNA-templated transcription; ethylene-activated signaling pathway.
GGCCAGCGAGUUGUUAAUUCUAUCUGAAGUAAAGGCGGCAUGGUUAGCAGAUGAUUGGGAUCACGCGCACGCGACGCACCGUCUCACGGUCACCGCCCGAGGAAAAACAGCGGCGCCCGGCGUCCACCGGUUCGCCCGUCCGAGGAAGGAAGCUGCGCCGACGGCCGCCGUCACGUUCCACCCCCGAGGAAUUCACUCGCGCGGCUCCUCUACUUAAGCGCGCGUCGCACACGACCUCUCACCUCACCUCCUCUGCCACCCCAGCACCAUCUUUCUUCAUAAGUUUCUAGUACCGCCGAGCUCCACAUCAGCGCUAUCCUCUAUCUACUCACUAAACAGCGUACAUCAUGUGUGGCGGCGCGAUCAUCUCCGACUUCACCCCGGAGCGCGACCACCGCGGCGGCAGCAAGCGGGGCCUCUGCACCGCUGACUUCUGGCCGCAUGCCGCCGCGUUCGACGACCCUACCGACCACCACGACUUCUACCCCGACGAGCUGACCGGCGCCCGCUCGUUCCCUCCCCAGCACCGAGCGGCAGAGGAGGAGCCGAGCAGGAAGCGGGAGCGCAAGACGAUGUACCGCGGCAUCCGGCGGCGACCGUGGGGCAAGUGGGCGGCGGAGAUCCGCGACCCGGCCAAGGGCGCGCGCGUCUGGCUCGGCACCUUCGCCACCCCCGAGGGCGCCGCGCGCGCCUACGACCGCGCCGCCCGCCGCAUCCGCGGGACCAAGGCCAAGGUCAACUUCCCCAACGAGGACCCGCCCCUCGACCUCGACGACUACGACGUUGCCAACGGCGGCUACAACGUCGCCGGCUUCUUCCACCAGCCGUCCUACAUGGCCGAAGCCACCGCGCCGGUGCCGGAGGCGGCGUACGCUCACCAGCUGCCGCAUCAUGACGAGCCCGGGAUGGAGCUCUGGAACUUUGACAACAUCAACACCCAAGUGCCUAUGUGAUAGAUAGUAACUGGUCUCUUCUGCUUGCAUGUAAUAUUGCCUUUACCUACUUAUUAUUAAGCUUCUGAUGAAUUAUGAUUUGUUUUUGACGGCCACUGUCAUCGGAUCUGAUGCCAGCCAUCCUCGUGGCCAAUUUAGUGAGAAUCGCCAAAAAUCGUCUAACGGAUACUGAAAAUGUUACAUUUGAAAAGUAGAACAUCGCAAUAAUGAGCA